Messenger RNA from Wyeomyia smithii (pitcher-plant mosquito), 17121 nucleotides. Its product is annotated as midasin. The transcript is spliced from 7 exons. The record is from RefSeq and is a predicted model, not a curated record. Gene Ontology annotation, molecular function: ATP hydrolysis activity; ATP binding. Bases 156 to 16991 code for a protein of 5611 amino acids. NCBI's taxonomy places the organism in Eukaryota, Metazoa, Arthropoda, Insecta, Diptera, Culicidae. Gene Ontology annotation, cellular component: preribosome, large subunit precursor; nucleus. Gene Ontology annotation, biological process: rRNA processing; ribosomal large subunit assembly.
AUUUAUAUUUACAACACGUGCGCGUAUCGGCUGCAGCGUGUUCCGUUUAUUCUUCGUAGUCGCUAUUCAAAUUCCGAUCUUAAGUUGAGUUUACGAAAGACAAAUCAAAAUUAGUGAAUAGUUUGUGCAAAUAGAAAAAGUAUCGAUUCAACACCAUGGAGGUCGAUUCUAACCGAAUCCUCCAAAGCUGUCGCCGGCUCCGAGAGCAGUUGGGAUGUUAUCAGAUGGAUCCAUUUUUAAGGUUAACCAAAAUAACAUCGACGGCGAUGGACGAGCUAGUUUUGGUGUUGGGUCAACUGAUUGAGGAUCCAGUAUACACCGUCGAGAUCGGUCGGGAGUUUGGCAGCAUGCUGCUGCUGAUAGUUGCUAAUGCGCUAGGUGGGAGUGAAAUUCGCAGCUCGGAUGAUCAGACGCUCCGUCAGGAAUACCUUCGUAAAUGUGUGGCGCUAUCGAAACUUAUUACCGAAUGUCCCAGUGUUUUAAGAUUUAGCAUCCACUUCUUCCGUCACAAUCCACCACCGUUUGGAGCUCAGGAAUCGGUAGCCUACGUUCCAAAGUCGAAGGUUAAGAAGAUUACCAAGCAGCCGGUUUCUGAUCUGGAAAUAGUCCAAAGUUGUUACAGGUUUUUAUUGGCAGAUAUCAGCUAUUUUCGUUCCGCUUGGAAAUGGUCGGAAUUCUUUGAGCUGUUCGAUGGUAAAGGAUGCAACAGACAACGGUAUUAUUACAAUCGAAUAGUAGCGAUGGUGUGUGGGAUGAACCAGAGUCAGUUAAAUCAUUUGGAUCGUAAUCUGCCGGUAGAAUUACUGGUAAGCGAGCAGAUGCAGCACAAUCUAACGACGGUGGAGAGGCGGGAUCAAGAUGAUUGUGGUGAGAAAAUAAGUUGGAGUUUUAGCAGUCGUGUAGUUACCAAUGUUGGGGAUGUAAUACUGCCGAUUUUCGAUAGCGAUAAUAGUGAAUUGUAUCGUGCGUUGGAUGAUGAAUUGGUAAUUGUAGAUUCGACACGCUUGAAUGUUAGAAGCUUAGCCUUGGGUGUUUCGUCCGGCAAGGCCAUCUGUUUGUCAGGGCCCGUGGGAUGCGGUAAAACGUCACUAGUAGAAUUCCUAGCUAGGAAGACUGGCAGGGUCGGACCUAAGAUGCAUGACUUCAACCGGCGAUCGCUUAAAAGUAUGAAAGCACCAAAUCAAAAGCGCAAAUCGAACGGAAAAGCUGAGGAGGUGUUUGAUGUUAGUAUGAACAAAGGUGUUUCUAGGAAUGGGUUCCUGCGAGUCCAGCUUGGUGAUCAGACGGAUAGUAAGAUGAUGCUGGGUCAGUAUCGCUGUACAGAUACUCCGGGUGAGUUUGUUUGGCAGCCAGGAGUGCUUACCCAAGCGGUGAUGAACGGUUACUGGUUACUGCUGGAAGAUCUGGACUCUGCUACGCAGGACGUUUGCACAGUCCUAACCAAUCUGUUGGAGAAUAAUUACUUGAGUGUUCCGGGCUUUCGAGAUUGCCUCCGAAUUGAACCAGGAUUUCAGCUGUUUUUAACUCUGCGAACACAGAAGACGGGAAGCGGAGCCACGCAUAGCCCGUACAGUUUGUUGGAAAAGUAUCUCUACACGGUGAAUGUUGUACCCUUGAGCCGACCGGAACUUUGCUCAAUAAUUUGUACGAAUUUUCCCAAACUGAAAACAGUUGCCAGUCGGAUUGUGGACAUUUAUCUUACGUUUUCCAGUGGUAAUCACGUCAUUGGGAAUGAGGAAAUCGAGGAUGCAGUUAGGAUUCUCGAAAACAAAUGCACAACGAAUGGCCAGAACGUAGCGGUGGAUUGGGACGAUUAUCUGCCAAGAUUUAAAUAUGAUGAUCUGUCUCUGACUAAUCUUCCCAACAGUGGCAGACUUGUUUCAACUAGAGAUUUGAUCAAACUUUGUCGCCGAUCGGUGCAAAGCUUUUCGGUGACCAGUACGGAGUGUGCUUACUUUGUGUUUCAAAAUGCGGUGGAUUUGUUUUGCUCACAUUUACCGGCCGGGGAUUUGAAGCGGAAUUUGGUAGUCAGCAUCGGUGGUAAGAUUGGCAUCAACAAAAGUCGCUGCGAGCAUUUAUGCGAUGAUUACAAACCGGAAGUGGAUGUAAAUGCCUCUAAAGAGAUUAGAAUUGGCCGGGUGCCGUUGAAGCGAAAUUGCGAGAAUACCCGCGAGAAAGAAAACGAAACGUUUCAACACAAGAAACUCCGGCUGGAUGAGAAUGCUUCUUCGAAGGUGAAGUUACAGGGUUUCAAAAUGCAGAGCCAGGCGCCCACGUUUUCCUUUACCCGUCCGGCAUCGUGUCUACUGGAGCGCAUUGCCGUAUCUGUUGCCCAAAAUGAACCCACUCUACUGGUUGGAGAAACUGGCGUUGGCAAAACUAGUGCCAUCCAGUAUCUCGCCUACCAAACGCGACACAAGCUAGUCGUGGUGAACAUGAACAAUCAGUCUGAUGUAUCGGAUUUGAUCGGCGGCUUCAAACCGGUAGAUCUCAGCUAUGUUGUUACUCCCUUGCGGUACGAGUUUGAGUUUCUUUUCGCCAGAACGUUUAACGCUCAGAAGAAUGAAAAGUUUCUCUCUAAUGUUAGCGUCUGCUACAACCGGGGCGAGUACAAUGUCCUCGUUAAAUUGAUGCUAAAGAUUGCCGAUAAGGCAUUUGUCAGAUGCUCUACCAGCGAAUCGGAGGAUGAAAUUCAGGAGAAAUGGGCGCGCUUGCAGCGCAAGCUCAGGAGAUUAGACGCACAGCUUACGAACUCAGUCAACGUUUCGUUUGCAUUUAUCCCCGGUUCUUUAGUCAACUGCAUUCGCGAUGGUGCCUGGGUUUUACUGGACGAGAUAAACUUGGCUUCGACGGAAACGCUCGAGUGCCUAUCUACCAUACUGGAACCAGAUGGGUCGAUUGUCUUACUGGAGCGUGGGGAUUUCGUACCGGUGAAACGCCAUCCGGACUUUCGCAUUUUUGCUUGUAUGAAUCCUAGCACAGACGUUGGCAAGAAGGACCUUCCGGUGGGCAUCCGUAAUCGUUUCACAGAGUUUUUCGUUGACGAAUUGGUCGCAGAAAAUGAUCUCCUCAUCUUGGUGAAUGAUUAUCUUGGCAGCAGUGGUAUUCAGAAAAAUCGUAUCUUGAACACAGUCAAACUUUACCGUCGCUUGCGUGCUUUAUCGCAGCUAGAAUUGAACGACGGGCUUGGCAACAAACCGGUUUAUUCACUACGAACCCUAUGCCGGGCAUUGAGCAUAUGCGGCAAAAACCUUUGUGGUUCGAUUGAACGAAAUCUGUACGAAAGUUUCUGUCUCAGUUUCCUCACCCAGCUGGACUUGAAAUCCCACCAAACGGUGCUCUCCUUCAUUCAGAAGACACUUCUGAACGACGUUCAUCAAGCGACCUCCCAUCAGAUACCGAAACCAACGGUCGGAGAGCAGCUUAACUUUGAGGGAUACUGGAUCGAGAAGGGCCCGAAAGAGAUUCAACAGUGCGAGAAGUACAUCCUAACCGACAGCGUACGGAGUAACCUGCGAGAUCUGGCACGUAUCAUUUCGAUUGGAAAGCUUCCUGUGCUGCUACAGGGACCAACUUCGGCCGGUAAAACUAGCCUCAUCGAGUACAUCGCCAAACGAAGUGGAAAUGUGUGCCUUCGGAUAAAUAACCACGAACACACUGACCUGCAGGAGUAUAUCGGAACGUACGUAGCGGAUGUGAGUGGCAAACUAUCGUUCAAGGAGGGCGUUCUGGUCGAAGCCAUGCGGCAGGGUUAUUGGAUCAUUCUAGACGAGCUCAAUCUGGCUCCGAGUGAUAUUCUGGAAGCUCUUAACCGAGUUUUGGACGACAAUCGCGAGCUAUUCAUUCCGGAAACGCAAGUCGUAGUUAAAGCACACCCGAACUUUAUGCUAUUUGCCACCCAGAAUCCUCCGGGACUGUACGGUGGGCGGAAGAUGUUAUCACGAGCGUUCAAAAAUCGCUUUAUAGAGUUGCAUUUCUCUGACAUUCCACGUGACGAACUGCAGGUAAUUCUGGAGAAGCGUUGCCUCAUUCCCAAAUCCUACUCGCAAAAGAUGGUCAAAGUGAUGUCCGAGCUGCAAAUGAAUCGACACAGUACCAGUAAGCAAAAUUUCACUCUCCGAGAUCUGUUCCGUUGGGGAAACCGGUACACUUACGCUGACAGUAGACUGCUUGAUGAUACCAGCUACGAUUGGAAUCAGCACCUGAUAGAUGAAGGAUAUUUGGUUCUGUCUUCUAAGGUACGCAACCUAUUCGAGAUUCAGAUAAUAGAACAGGCUUUAUUCACACACUUUCGGAAGCAUGUGUCGGAGCAAAAAUUAUUCACCUUGUCGAAGGAAACUUCUCGCGUAACUCGCGGCAUUUUGGAACAACUAGAGCAGCAAACAGUUUUUGAUGGAAUCGUGUGGACUUUCGAUAUGCGUCGGAUGGCAGUUUUGACCGCAAAGGCACUUGAAUUCAAUGAACCCGUAUUGCUGGUGGGUCCCACGGGAUGUGGAAAAACCACCAUCUGCCAGAUUUUGGCUGCUACGCGGGGAAAAACGCUGAGAAUUUUGAACUGUCAUAUGCAUACAGAAGGUGCCGAUUUUCUCGGAGGAUUGCGGCCAUUCCGAGAGGCGGAUUCAACCAACAAAGAUUCCAAUCAGUUGUUCGAAUGGUCCGAUGGCCCAUUGGUUCUCUCGAUGAUGGAAGGUGGAUUCUUUCUGGCCGAUGAAAUUUCCCUAGCUGAAGAUUCCGUUUUGGAACGGUUAAACUGUGUACUGGAGCCGGAGCGAACGUUGCUACUGGCUGAGAAGGGAGGAGUUUCGGCAGAUGCGUGUGAAUUUGUGAUUACAGCUGCGGAUGGUUUUCAAUUCCUGGCUACCAUGAAUCCGGGUGGUGAUUUUGGCAAGAAGGAGCUAUCGCCAGCGUUGAGAAAUCGGCUGACGGAAAUCUGGUGUCGUGCAACUGACUGUAGGGAAGAUCUUGUUCGAAUCGCCGAGCAUACCCUGCGAAAAAGCAUUCCAACUGAUACAGGUGAUAAUCUGAACCACGUUGCGCAAGUUUUGAUCGGUGUUGUAUUCAUUUUAAAGAAGAAAGUCGACAAGUUAAACUUUAGUAUUCGCGAUGUGCUAGCGUGGGUGGCUUUCAUAGCCAAAAACCACACCAAUCUAUCACUGGCAGAAUCACUAAUCUACGGAUUGGAGACAGUGUUUCUUGAUGCACUGGAAAUGUUACCGUACGAAACGUUCGAAGAAAUUCUCACCAUACGAAGCGAAGUCAUCACUGCUCUGAAGCAGCUAGCGAACAACCUUCUCGACAUUAAAGAAUUCAGUUUCCAACGAGGCACCGAUGUCCAAUCAACCGAGUCGCACUUGGGAAUCAAACCAUUCUUCAUCCCACUGAAUCCAGACCAAAGAGAUCGUCAUACGGAGUUCCUAUUCAGUGCCCCAACUACCCAGCAAAAUCUCUUCCGUCUGCUAUCGGCCCUCAGUCUGGAUAAAGCGAUCCUACUUGAAGGUCCCCCGGGAGUAGGAAAAACAUCUCUAGUGGAAAACCUCGCCCGAGCCGCUGGAUACGCUAUCGUUCGGAUCAACCUUUGCGAGCACACCGAUCUCGCGGAUCUGUUUGGCACGGAUUUACCCGCAGAAGAUCACUCCCUUGAAAUAGUUCCUACCCGGGAAACCAAAGAAGACGACCGCAAAGCCAAGAAGCUGGGUUCGUUCGUUUGGCGUGAUGGUCCUCUCCUGGCAGCGCUCAAAGCACGCAACACUUGGGUCUUGCUGGAUGAACUCAACCUCGCUCCGCAGAGUGUGCUGGAAGGUUUAAAUGCUAUCCUUGAUCAUCGGGGGGAAGUGUUCAUUGCGGAACUGAAUAAAACCUUCAAACUUGGUCAGCAAACACGAAUCUUCGCCGCUCAGAAUCCUCUCCAUCAGGGUGGCGGUCGCAAAGGGUUGCCACAAUCGUUCCUGAAUCGAUUCACCAAAGUUUAUUUGAGAAAGCUGGAACGAUCCGAUUUGUUGGCUGUGGUUAACGGAAAGUAUAGAAAGAAAUUCGCUAGAAUGGGUGAGCGUUUGAUCGAGGAUUUGGGGCGUCAGCCGGGUGACGAUGUUAGUUAUUUUGUUAGUUUGGAUUCUCCGGAAGCACACGCCGUUCGAUUUGAUUUGUGUGAACGAAUGGUUCAGUUCUCGGAGAUAUUGGAAACAGGCAUUUCCAACUUGGAGUUCGGUUACAAAGGAGGUCCGUUCGAGGCAAACCUUCGAGACAUUCUUCGCUGGUGUGAGUUGCUGUGUAGCGAACGAGUUGGCUUCUUGCCCAAGAGGAUGACUAGUGGACCAGCUUCGCUUCAGCGAUUUUUACUGGUGUUGUUCGAGAAGAUGAAACUUGUUUAUUACCAGAGGAUGCGCACCGAUGUGGAUAAAAAAUACAUACUGACAGCGUUUGCUAGAGUUUUCAGCUGUGACGCGUUUGAGUUGGAACAACGAUCGCAAGAUAUCAGCGUUUAUUGGACGGAUGAAAAACUAUAUUUAGGUGACUUAGUUAUUGAGAAAAGUAAACAACCAUCGGAUGACUCAAACCACAUCCCACUGCUGGUAACCACAGCGUCCCCGCUCUUGCUAUCGAGUCAAAUAGAAUCUUUGAAGUGUGUCGCCGAAUGUAGCCAAUUAGAGAAACCGGUAAUCCUGUGUGGUCCGAGUGACUGUGGCAAAACGAAAAUUAUUCAACUUUUGACAACGCUGAGUGAUCAAUUUUGUAACGUCGAUACGAUUGAUGAUUCGGUGACGGGAAGUUUCCAGCAGCUGGAUUUCAAUCGUCACCUGGAGGAGAUUUCUUCCGGUGUUGAGCCAAUACUGAUGGAUGCCGUGAACGAAGCUAUGCUGGAAGGCGGUGUAACCGGACGGAAGGUACUGGUGAACUUGUUUGGAGUUUGGGAAAGGUACGCUCGAUUGAACGAUGGAAAAUUAGCCUUCACUAGUCAAAACGUGCAAUCGGAAGAACUCAUCCUGUUUCGUGAACGCCUUGCAGCACUGCAGGAAGUAAUCACAGUGCUAACUAACCACCACGAAACCAUCCAGCGUUAUCCAAGGCUUCGUUCGAUGGGAACGGUUCUGAGCGUGCUACUUCGCGUGUCACAGCAAGCAGAAUCACUGAACACCGGCGGUUACUUCGAGUGGGUUGAUUCGAAGGUCGUCAAAUCACUCAAACAAGGUCAGUAUAUUUGUUUGGAACAUGUGAAUCUUUGUUCAUCUGCCAUACUGGACCGGUUGAAUCCGAUUUUUGAACCGGACGGUUCGCUGCUGAUCUCGGAGAAGGGUGUCGACGGUAACAACGAGUCGGAGAUCAUCCGUAAACAUGCCAAUUUUCGUGCUUUCCUAACACUCGAUCCUAAGCACGGAGAAAUUUCUCGGGCAAUGCGGAAUCGGUGUAUCGAGCUGGCGCUUCACAAGGAGGGCUAUUCGGAUGAUGAUCUGAGGAAGCUUGUUUUCGAGAAUGGAGUUCACGAUGGUUGGUUAAUUAGUGUUAUUCUAGCGGUGCAUAGAGGUGUUAGGAAAGUUUCCGAGUUUAAUCAGUUCGGGAUUGCCCAUGUUCUGAAGUUUGCCUAUCUAGUGGCGCAGAAUCAACGUAUAGGAAUCCCAGUGCAGAAGAGUUUGAUGAUUAGUGCGCUGGAAGUUUAUGUCCGAUCAUCCAACACGGAUUUGUUGGGUUACGGGUUGGAGUACUACCGUACAGCGCUGAAGAGUGCAACCGAAGAGGAAGUAGGUAGAGCGAUUGUGCGUGCGAAUUUGGUGAACUUCAGUCAUAUUGUACUGCGAUCCAACCGACUGACACAAUUGCAGUUGAUCAAGCUUCAAUCGGAACCACUACUGUGUAUGUUGCGAUGCCAUAUGGUAGGAGUUGCGGACAUUGGUGGUACACUAGCUAACAUUGCGACUGCAUUCGGCGAGCUGGAGGAGGUUAGUUUAGGUAAUCUAAAGUAUUGUCUGUAUUUGCUGUAUGGAAUGAGCAGUUUUCAAGAUGUAGAGCACCGGAAGAUCUUUCUAGCGGAAUCGUUGAAGGAAGUUCAAAAUAUGGGAAUGUAUCAAAAGUGCAAGAAUGAAGACGCAGCGUGUACUCAGGACGUCGUCGUGGUUGAUUUUGAGUUGAAGUCUAAUAAUGCCAACCAGUGGUCGGCUUCGACUGAGAAUUUCUCAGACUACAGAGAUCUUAAACAUUUGAAGCAGGAAAGAGUUGAAGUGGGGCAGCGCAAAUCAACAACAAUAGAACAUGUUCUGCAGCACCUUCUAGAGCUGAACAGUCUUCUUUUUGGAACUAUCAAAAAAUUUAAGAAUUGUGAAGAACAUCUACCGUGGGACCAUUCGGUUUUCUCGGCCAUACGAGAAUACCAACAGGAAACCGGUGCGGAUCAGUAUCGAAUUAACGCGAUUUUGCUUCUAGACACCACCCUGGAACCCAUCGAAGUCAAACAAUCGAUCAAACUGAGCCAGAUUGACGUUCUGUCGUACUCGAAGGCUGCAAAUUUAAAGAUGAUCAACGAUUCCGUUGGAAGCCCUCUGAUUAUGCAACUCUAUGACUUUCUCGUGAACUUUAGACCUUUAGUUGAGGAAGCUCUGCAAGCGCAGGCUUCCCUGGAUUGUACGGCAUACGUGAAGCUGAUCGGUUCGUAUCUUUGGAUUAAUCGUCUCAUCAAUCUUUCCCGUCAGAAGCUGUUUGUCGGCAAGGAGGUGAACUCCACAUUAGUGGAUUAUAUCACGCUACACAUAAACUGGGUCCAAAAACAUUGUCUUGCUGCUUUCGAAGGUCACAGCUGUGAACGAUUCAAAGCGUUGACGCUUUCGCUAGAUGAAUCGGUACAGAAGAGCAGCCAUCCUCUGGCACAUAAUCGGAAGCUUUAUUCGAAGACAUUCCUCAACUUUCUGCCACUCUAUUCGCAGGAACAAGUUACCCACCAUCAAGCGCUGGUGGAUUUUAACGAAGGCUUACGAUUGAUUCCGAGGUUAACUCGUUUGUACGAUUACGAAGAGUUCCGGCGGAGAAUAGCACUGCUGAAUCAUAGCAGAACGAUCGACGUUAGACGUUCACUGCUGGUUAGGCCUGCUCCCGUGCCUCUCCUGAUGAUUGAAAAGCGUGACAUUCAUCCACCUAUCGACAAUGAGAAGCUGAAAAAAUUGUUCAUGUUAGUGCAGGACUUGCAGCCAGCUGAAAUUCAACCGGGUGAAGAUCAAAUUGCGCUGGAAAUUUGUCGUUUACAAGAUUAUCAGAAAUUCGUUGCUGGGUUCAAUUUCGAGGGAGAUUACAGCGAAAAGUUCGAGGUUGAAAUGCUUCCUCUGUACGAGUACUUUUUGGUGAAGGUUUUGGCAGGAGAUUCCCUGGUAAACCAUGAUUAUGUGGUGGCCGUUCGUUCGCUCAACCUUGACGUGCUGGAGUUGUUACGGCAGCGUAAUGACUUGCAACAUCGACGAGUGGCGGAGGUGAUAACAGGCUUUAAUGAGUUGAUCGCUGCAUCCGGGGAUUCGGAGGUUGAUGAGGUACUCAAAGUGUUACCACCGGGUGCCUACAGCAGUUUGACGUCAUAUUACAAACGUUGGAAGAGGCAGGUUUAUAAGUUUAAGUUAAACUCACUAGCUGUUGAUAAUUCCGUAUGCUACAAAAACGAUACGGAAACUGACUAUGAAGCGUGUUGCGAGCGUAUGUCCAGCCCGUCCUUCCACGGUGCCGUGCUGACUACGAAUAUCUUAAGCGUUGUUUUGGAUAAUAGCGGAGAGCUGCGGUCUACCGGACUUGGUGAGCUGCCGGAAUGGCGCAGGAUGUUACGACUUAUGCGUGAUGUGAUGUGGGGUAAUUCGGCCAUGAUGCGAUCGGAGUUAGAUGGUCAAAGCGUUGAGUUACGAAAGGCGCUUGAAGAUGCGAACAAGUUGUUGUUCGAAAUAAGCACGGUACGAAAGUGGUGCGCUGCUAAUUCACAUGAGACGUUCGUACAGGAUUUCAACAAACUUAUCGAGGAGCUUCAGAACGUCGUACUGCAAGCGGCGGAUGUAAGAGCAACUGCUGAUAAGUCCUACCUUCUGUCUUGCACUGGUAAGAACUUACAGUGGCGAUUGGCGUCACUGAUACGAUCGCUAUAUGGAGCGAUCGAAUUGAACAUAAUGGUCCAUCUGCCAUUGUUGGAUCCAGUGGAAAAGAACGCUCUGAAAAAAGCGUACACAGAUGAAGACAUAGACCACUAUCGAACAUUGGUCCGAGUUUACGAUUAUAUGGCGGUCACCAUGAACUAUCAACGUCUGGGAGAAUUCACAAAGCGAUCAUUCACGGACCAUCUAAACACGCUGGACGCUAAACGUCAAAAAUUAUCCCGUAAAGUCGCGCUCCGUCCGGAUAACAACAUCUACACUGACCUCGUGAAAGACAUCAACAAUUUUCUGAUCUCCUGUUGCCACCCGGCGACGAUCGUGGAACUGGUUAAAACUGCGACUCAAUGCUUGGAGUUCGAGGUGGACGUGAAAAAUCCGAUUAAAAAUUGCACUCAGACGAAAAACUUCCAACUCAGAGUGAUCGAAACUAUCAAGCAGCUCGAGUUAUGGAUGAACACCGCCGAGAAGUUCGAGCAUCACACGCUGAAGCGGUACGGUGCCUACUAUCAGGACUUCCUGGAGCCUGUGCUGUGCGCGAUCACCUCGCUGAAGUACGGUCUGUCCGGUUUGAGGCACUCGCUGCUGAUCCGGCGGGAUUCGAUUGAAGUCAAGAGCAAUGGGGUGUUUUACGACCUGUCCGAUCGUGAUGCGCUGACGAAACUGGUACAGAAAUUCACCCAAUUUCCGAUGGUAGAUCCGAUCGAGUUGUUCGAUGAGGAAUCUGCCGGGCAUAAGGUGAGUGUAUAUUCGCUACUGGAGAAACUCGACCACAGUGAGGCAAACUAUUUCCGUUUGCUCAAGUCGAAACUGCAGGAGAUUAAGAAUGGAAUAACCUUGAGAGGUUGCAUUGGGGAGGAGGAGUUCGUACAGGUGGAUAAAAUUGUAAACGUUUGGAAUCAAGUUUGGCAAAAGCAGGAACUUCUGCGGCGUAAAAAACAGGCCGAGGAGGACAGUUUAUAUCAGUCGAAGAGUCACUGUGAUGAGGAAAGUGAAGAGGUUCUAGCCGAACGAGAGAUUGGCGAUAUGUUCCCCAACUACGUGGAUGAAGAUUUUGCUGAUUUCAUUCAGAACGACACUCUGGAGCAGGUGAUUAAGAUGAACAACGACGUUAAGAAUCGAAAGCCGGUGGACACAAUCACUGGCGAGGAUUAUGCGUUAAUCAGCGAGAGCUUUAUUUACCUGAUGAAUAAGUUCUCCAGAUCUUACUAUUACAAUCCUCAUACUAUGUCGGAUUUACCAGAAACGAUCGAACCGGAUUUCGUCACUCCAUUCCGUAUAAAAAUCGCCAUCUUUCAGCAGUUGAUGCGCAGGUACGGUCUGGUGCUGAACAGCGCGCUGGACGAAAGUUUUUACCCAGGUUUGAGCUUAUUGAUUGGACUGCUGCAGGAAAAAUACGACGACCAUGAUUUGCAGUGUUCACCAGCGGUGAAAUACAAUUUUUAUAAGGAUUCCAACAUAACCGAGGUCGUGCAGUGCGUCGAGGUGCUCAAGAAAGUCGAACAUCGGGUUCGAGCGCUGCUUCAGGAGUGGCCAGACCAUGCGGGACUGAAGGACAUCGUUCGCAUUUUAGACAGGAUUUAUGGUCUCCCGUCGACUGCACCGAUUGUUAGAUUCAGCACUGGACUUCAACUGCUGAGACAGAAGAUCGACGAGUGGAACAGUGUCGCCCAUCGGAUGAAUAAUCUGCGCGAACUGGAGGCAGAAAUUGUGACCUUCGUGCAUCGUUGGAUGCGAAUGGAGCUGCAGUUUUGGCGCGAUUGCAUGGGUCAAACGUACGAUAACGUUCGAAGGAAAGCCUGCCGGUAUUGGUUUUUCAUGUACAACCUGCUGCAUGAGUUCUUGCAGAGUGAUUCGAAGGCAAAGUUGGGUAAUUUGCUGGAUUAUAGAAAGGUUGAGCGUUACUUUGGCGAAGAUGAGCUGUUGGAAGAGGAGCCGGCAGUUGAGGAGGGUUCGGUUCAAAUUGGAGAUUUGAUUCAAGUUUUGAAACAGUUCAUGGAGUCUUCCAAUUACGCAGAGUUCAGCACGCGUCUUCGCUUACUGAAAUCAUUCGAACAAUACCUUAUUUAUCUGAACUACGAUGACAAUCGCAAGAAGGAUAUGAUCGUUGCGGUUUUAAAUAACCUGCACUUGUACUACGAUCAGUUUUCGGCUGAAAUCGAAGACUACAUAAAAUCGAAACGAACUCCAAUCGAGAAGAAGCUGAAGGAGUUUGUAAAAAUCGAAUCCUUCAAUAAGGAUCUGUCUUACUUCAGCAUGCGGAAUAACAUUGCCCGAGUGCAUCGACAGCUGCACAAGUUCCUGAAAGAGUUCGAAACCACAAUCAAGGAAAAAAUCUUGCCGAUAUUCAGUCCGAAAGAUGCGGCAAAGGAGAUCAACGAUGCGGAAGAACAAAAGCUGAAGAACCUUCGCUCGGAACCGAAGAUCACCUACUAUAUGGUGGACGUGAAAAACUUUAUGGCUUCAUCCAAACUAAAGGAAAAGUUCUCGGUAGCAAUGCUACCGAUAGAAGAAAAAACCUCUAAUCAGGAGUUGUUCAGAAAAAUAGACCGAUUCUUCGUAACUUCACGAAGCGUUGUCAAGCAGGCCAUCCUGCAUGGUCCCUUCCCCGGAUUGAUAUACAACUUGGAUACAUUCCUGCACGAUCAUAUCGAAACGAUCGAGUACCUUCGCGCACUAGAGGUCAAUCGCGAGCAGCCGAGACCAAAGCAAAAAUCGCAAGCCAAGCAGAUCCUGAACCAGAAGCGAAAAGCUUUGGCGGACUUCUACAGAAGCCUAACCCAACUGGGGCUCAGCUAUAGAAGUGGUCUGGUUGAAAGCGCUAUCGAGUCCGAUCCGGUGGAUCUAACGAUCAAGCCAUUUUCCGUAGAACUGCUCACACAAAACGCUAAGUAUCGCAAGGUAGACCAACAUCUCGUGUUUUUGAACGAUAAGCUAAACCUUUACUAUUCCAAGUGCGUGUUCAAGAUUAAGCUGCUUAUGAAGGUAAUGCUGCAGCCGAAUCCGGACGUCGGUUUGAUGAACAUCGAUCGUAUCAAAGGUUUCGCUGUCGAUCUUUUCCUACUGGUGCAGAAUCAACGAAAAGAAUUGAGUCAAUCAAUUGCCAGCGUAUCUCAACUGAGAGACCGUAUACAAGACCUGACCAACCUGAGUUGCUGUGUAGAAUCAUCUGUGCAGGUGUUCUCUUUUGAACAAACCCGUCAUCAGUUCCAAAGCAUAAAAUACUGUCUGACCGAAGUUCGAAGUGUAUUGGAACAGUUUAAUCUUUUACUGAAGUGUGUACCGGCGGAAACUCGCGAAGAGUUGAAGGUCCUUCCGAAUGAAACCGGAAUGGAUCUGAAAACAAUAACCCCUAUCUCCAAACUAUUACAGGAUUGUUUAAAUCUGGCCAAUAAACUCAAAGAUGAACUAAGCAAAAUUGAUGAAACAUACAUCGCUGGUGAUGUUGUCGCGCAUGUUAGCACGCAGUUCGAAACUAUUUGCUCCACUUUGGAAGCCCUUAUCGAUAAACUCAAACUCGAAAACUCCAAUGACGAGUCCAUUUACGCACAACCAAUUAACCGCCUUCUAAGCAUAAUUCGUAAAGCUAACGAGUCGACUUCAACUCACCCCCAAGUCACCGAGCAAAACCCACCGGACAUCGCUCAGAAUGUAAACAACGAAUUGGAAAACAUCAUCCAUUCGGUUCUGCUGGCAAUGCAGCAUAUCUACAAAAAAUACUCCACGGCCGAAAGAGAGGACGUAAAAGCUGAGGAUCACGACCAGGACCAAGAGAACAGCAACAGUAGUUUACAACCGCAACACCUGAAGCAAAAAAUCAACCACAGUCUGGGCGAGGAUCUGCAGACAUUGAGUCUACGCAAGGUUACAGCUAAACUCGCUGGACUGCUGUCCAUUCUGGAAAACGUUCACGAUCCUGCCGUCAGUAAGUCAAUCAUACAGAAGUUGAUCCGUCUGGUUCCAAUUCUAGAGCAGUACAAUCUGCUAGUCGAAUACUAUCUUAUCCAACAGUUGGGGGCGCAUAAAAUCAGCACGAAGAUGCUAUCGGUGAUGUUGACCGUGUUUAUCGAACUUGGCACUAAAGGGUUCUGCGUACCGAAGGAUCUGCUAGAAGAUGAACAGGAUGCUGAAGGUGACCAGCAACAGGAGGAGGGUCAGCAAAAUGGGGAGAAGUUCGGCUUUGAAGAUGGUGAAGGGGAGAAGGACGUUUCCAAUAAGAUCGAAAGUGAGGAUCAGUUGGAUGAUGCGAAAAAACCUGGCCAGGAAAAGGACAGCGAACAGGAGGAAGAAAAAGAUAACAAAGAGGAGAAGGGAAUCGAUAUGAGCGAAGAUUUCGAGUCGAAAUUGCAGGAUAUAGAAAAGCCCGAGGGGGAUGAUUCGGAAGAUGAAAACGAAGACGAGGAAGAGGAAGUGGAUAAACAGAUGGGAGAGACUGAGGAUGGGGCUGAAAAGCUAGACGAUCAGAUUUGGGGUGAUGAUGAGACGAAAGAAGAUGAGAAGGAUGAGGAUGAGAUGGAAGAGGAAGAUGGAAAAGGUUCUGGAGAGACAGAUGAGCAGCACAACAAUUUGGAUUCGGAGAAGGAGAAAGCUCCCGGGCAGGAUGAGGAGGGACUGGAUGCGAUUGACCAAGCGAAGGAUGACCGCAAGAAAGAUAAACCCAAAGAUAUCGAAGAUAUGAACAAUCAGGAUGGAGAGGAAGAGCAAGAAAAUCCAUUCCACAAUCAGCUGGAAGAACCACCACAGCCAGAAGAUUUAGACCUGGAUGAAGAAUUCAACCUGGAUAACGAUAAUCGUCCGGAUAAUCAGAACGACGAUGGCGACGAUCAACAAGACAAUCCGUUCGACGUUGAUAAUAUGAAAGACAAGGACAACGAAAACGAAGAAGAAUCAAAGGAAGAUGAGCAAAAGGAAGAUCAAAGGGCUCAACAAAAUAACGAAAUUGAUACGUCAGAUGAAGAGGAAGAAAAUGCCGAUGGUGAGCUGAAACCGGAUGGACAGGAUGACAACCAAGAAGAAGAUAAAGGUGAACCAGAAGAGGAAGAAGAAAUUCAACAAAUUCCCGACAAGGAAACAGGUGAACAAGAUCCCGAGAAAGCACAGCCCGAUGAUGCCGACGCGAAAAAGGAACAAACUGAACACCGCGAAUCGAACGAUAAACGGUCGGAAGAGGACCGCAUAGAAGCGAUGCCGGACACCGAGAACAAAGGCACAAGUGAUCAAGUGGCAAACGAUAAGCCGGAAUCGAAGCAGGAGAACGAACUGCACGAACAAGACACCGGUGAGGAUAAAGAUGGUGUUGGCCAGGCGGAAAACGAGAAGUCGGACAGCGGUCAUCAGGGAAUUGCUGAAUCGAAGGAUACACGUGCCAAUCGUGACCAGAAAGAACAAAUGCAAAAACAGGAGAAGCAUCGUCAAGGUAACACCGAUGACGACAGAAGUCUAGGUGAUCCGAACAAAUCGGAAAAUAAGAGACUCAAAACCAUUGCUGAAAUAAAUAGAGAGGAUAAAGCAGAAAACACGGAUGCCACGGCAGAUGAUAACGAACAGGAAGAGACUGCGGAAGAAUAUCAACAUGUAAAAGAUGCGAAAGAAAGUGAUAAGACGACUCUAGAUAAUGCCACCGAAGAGCAGUCCAAGAAAGUGCAGCACAAGGAAGACGAGAAGGAACAGGAUCAGAAACCACCGAGUGAAGAAGAAGAGGGAUCAGAUGAGUUGAUGGAUGUAGAAGAUCCGACGGAAAAUAAACAGGAAAACGUUCAAGACUUGCUGGAAAGUGAAGAAAAUGAAAAAAAGAAAGACAAACCGGGGAAAAAGGAUGAAAGCAAGCGAGACAACUUGAAUGUCGUGGAAAACAUUGAGGUUGAAGGAGACAUAGUCGAAACGGCGCAUGUUGGCAGAGGAAACGAAACGACUGCGCAUACACUCAUGGAUAUUCUCAACGAUAUGACACUGCCGGAGGAACCAACGGCAUCCGAGACGCUUGAUAUGCGCAAAAUGGUCGAGAAGGAAACGUUAGCGGUGAAUGCAGCCCAACCGGACCAUGACGACUUUGAUCGGUGGCAGAAGAUUUCCAACCGGAUGCUCCCGAACGCCCGGGAGUUGUGCGAACAGCUGCGGCUAAUUUUAGAACCAACUAAGUGUACCCGUCUUAAGGGCGACUAUCGGACGGGUCGUCGUAUCAACAUGAAGAAGAUAAUUCCAUAUAUUGCGUCGCAGUUCCGAAAGGAUAAGAUCUGGUUACGACGAACGAAGGCAGCUCAGCGUGACUACAAAAUUACGAUAGCGAUCGAUGAUUCCAAAUCGAUGGAUCAUAACAACUCUAAAGAGCUCACACUGCAAGCGAUCUCGCUAGUGUCCCAAGCGCUGACCCUGCUGGAAAGCGGACGACUGAAUGUGAUGUCGUUCGGAGAGUCACCGAAAAUUUUGCUGAAGCAUUCCGAUCAGCUCGAUGGGGCCAAACUGAUCAACUUACUAAACUUUGAACAGAAUCAAAGUCGGAUUGCGGAAUUGCUAGACUUUGUGAGAACAUUCAACUCGGAAGACGUCAGUUCGGACAAUAGUAUGUUCGAAAAUUUAUUACUCGUUCUUAGCGAUGGGCGCAAUAUAUACAGCGAGGGCGAAAAGAAGGUGAAAAACUCCGUUAAACUGGCACGAUUGCAGCGAAUAUUCGUAGUAUAUGUGAUUAUCGAUAAUCCUGAAAAUAAGCAUUCAGUGAUGGAUAUUCGUGUUCCACUUUUUACAGCCGACAGAAACGAAAUUGUGAUGCAGUCCUAUUUGGAUGUGUUUCCAUUUCCGUACUAUGUGAUCGUUCGAGAUCUUGGGCAACUUCCGUUAGUAUUGAGCGAUGCCAUGCGACAAUGGUUCGAGUUAGUCAACAGCGAGCAGUAAAUGAGGUUGAAUAGAAGAGCUGGUUAUUUUUGGAAGUGGAACAUUUAGAAUUAGAUAAAAAUAUCUAUCCUUUAUCAUAUGUUAAAUGUACAUAAAAUUUAUGUUAUAAUCUACAUGCAGUUAAAACCAA